This is a messenger RNA of Phragmites australis (common reed), 1157 nucleotides long. RefSeq lists its product as uncharacterized. Gene Ontology annotation, molecular function: 3-hydroxyacyl-CoA dehydratase activity. Bases 201 to 1157 code for a protein of 318 amino acids. The record is from RefSeq and is a predicted model, not a curated record. Gene Ontology annotation, cellular component: endoplasmic reticulum membrane. The transcript has 8 exons. Gene Ontology annotation, biological process: fatty acid elongation; sphingolipid biosynthetic process; very long-chain fatty acid biosynthetic process. NCBI's taxonomy places the organism in Eukaryota, Viridiplantae, Streptophyta, Magnoliopsida, Poales, Poaceae.
AAAUUCUUCUAGGAUAAUUGUAAAUGUGCCAUCAACGACCCCUAGUCGAUUGACCGAAGUGUUUGUCUUAGUUGAUGUCCAUAUGAUAGGCUGAGAGCCCUGACACACCAGCUUCUUGCUCUUCCUCCUCACGCCGGCUUCAAGCAACGCUGUACCGCAUCCGCAAAGCGUUGCUCCGCCGGCGCCCGGCGCCGGCAUCCAUGGCUCGCCCUUCGCGGCUCUAUCUCCUCUCCUACAAUUCCCUCCAAUCCCUUGGAUGGUUCCUCGCCCUCCUCCGCCUCCUUCCCUGUCUUGCCCCUCCUCACUCCCUCCGCUCCGCGUACGCGGUCGCCGGCGACCUCAUCUGUGCCCUCCUCUUGCCUCCCCUCCUUUCGUUUCCCGUUCGUUCUAGUCUCAUCUGGAGUUCUGAAUUACUUUAUCAAUACUAUAUCCUAACACCGACGGCCUCUCAAGGCCAGCUACUACUGAUGCCGUUUGGUUCAGGACUGGUGCCCACCGCACCGCUUGCUGCUUUCUUGCAGUGGGGAGGGAGGACUCACUUCGUCCUCGCUAUUGUCCGGCAAAUUCCCGGGGUUGAGAGCAGUCCAUCUGUUUUCAUAACGUUUAUGGCCUGGAGCAUAUCUGAGGUCAUCUGCUAUUCUCACUAUGCUUUGACUGCCUUAAAAGUUUGUCCAUCAUGGCUGACUUGUCUCAGGUUCCACUGCUUUUAUCCGUUGUAUCCAAUCGGGGUCGGGCCAGGAGAAAUGUGGACUAUGUAUCAAGCUCUUCCAUUUGUGAAGGAGAGGAACCUCUACUCAGGUUUCUUUCAGAAGUUCUCCAUGAGCUACCAUUCCUUUCUCAUGGGUGUGCUGGUGUGCUAUCCGUUUUUGUGGCUGAAGCUGUACCUGCAUGUCUUCAAGCAACGCAAGUCCAAGCUGGGAAAGGUGAACAGGAAGAAACGAGCCUGGGAAAAAUUGGCUCAGCUCUGCUCAGGUGUCAAAUGUCAUUUGUCACCAGCAUGUGAAAUGCUAACGGCUCGGUGUGGAUUGUUAAGCGAUCUAGCAGCCGAUGCAGCAGUGAAGGCUUUUGCUGAAUCAACCAGCAACUUACUAUACUACAAGCAGUUUAGAGGAUUCUAUGUUCAUUUCAAGUGUUCUGCGUUGUAUGUUUGCCUGUAA